CUGACAGUAGCCGUGUCUGUCUUUGGAACCACUGGCGAUUGGGUUUAACUACUAAGGGGAUCCCGCGUGUACGAUGUAUUACCUGAAGCUGCCCGUGUUCCUUCUGGUGCCUCUCGUGCUGCUGCGCGUUGUCGCCACCGCCCCAAGCAACAGGUACUUCACCUCAUCUAGCAAGCAGGAAAGCGCGCUCCCGGACAGAGAAGGCUGGCUCGUGCCCGGGAUCGUCUCCAACCCCUUCCUCGGCCUCAUUGGCACGAGGCUGCAGAGAGGGCUCACAUCUGUCAACAGCCACCACAUAGAGAAAAGGAAGUGCAACACGGCUACCUGUGUGACGCAGCGACUGGCCGACUUCCUGACCCGCUCCAGCAACACCUUCGGCACGGUGUACACCCCCACCAACGUAGGCUCCAGCACCUAUGGGAAACGGGAUCUACUGCAGCCUCCCAGCUAUCUGCCUCUCUAGUGAUGCAUGGGUUCAAGCCCACUGAUGUAGGAUAUGCUCAGCUGAAAUGACCACACCACCAUGUAAAGGCCAAUGUAUACUUUUCAAAACAACAAUGAUGGUUAUGUAUCAUUAACUUUAGUUUUUGGUUCUUUUAUAAACUUCAGAAAAAAACAGUGCCUUUUGGUAUGGAAUAAUAAUACAGAAGGAUUUGUUACACAAAUCAGACUAGAGGCUGAGAUACUAGUCUCUGUUCUGUGAGCCUAACUGGUUCAACUCAACAGUAACCCCACAAUGGCAUGUGAAUAAAAUGUAAUGUAAAAAAAAAAAAAGUAAACGGGUGCAUAAGGCAUAUAAAAUACAAGUUUUGUCCUUCUGUUUGUCUGUUGUGUAGGUUUGUUGUUUUUUGUAAUAAAGUUGAAAGAAUUAUGGUUGGUUUCACUGCACAUCAUUAAUAGUUU
Coregonus clupeaformis (lake whitefish) is the source of this 903-nucleotide messenger RNA. RefSeq names its product calcitonin gene-related peptide-like. The coding region runs from base 74 to 463 and encodes 129 amino acids. The transcript has 4 exons. Lineage: Eukaryota; Metazoa; Chordata; Actinopteri; Salmoniformes; Salmonidae. The record is from RefSeq and is a predicted model, not a curated record. Gene Ontology annotation, cellular component: extracellular region. Gene Ontology annotation, molecular function: hormone activity.